Molecule: messenger RNA, 1644 nt
Organism: Trifolium pratense (red clover)
Lineage: Eukaryota; Viridiplantae; Streptophyta; Magnoliopsida; Fabales; Fabaceae
Exons: 3
Coding region: 163-1167 (334 amino acids)
Source: RefSeq, a predicted model, not a curated record
UUAAGUUUUUGAGUUGUUACUUAAACACAUGAAUAGGAAUAGAAUUUUUCCGUUGGAAGUUGUCACUGUAACUUGCUUUCACUUUACUGAAACCUGAGAAGACAAGUUCCAUCUUCACUCUUCCAACAAUAAUAAGGGUGAGAUUAAGAGGUUUAGUCAUUGAUGGCAAUUUCAGUUUCUCGGGCUAUGUCAAAGGGUGUAGUGAUGACGGUGCCUGUUCUGAUUCUCACUGUUUCCGUGGCUGCUAUUUUUCUGUUCUUCCUAUUGUCGUCUCUAUCUUCUUGCUCAUGCCCUUCACAACAACCUUUAGCCACCCCUGUCAACAAUGCUAGGAACGUUGAUGUUGGUUCAUCCGAGUCUAGCAAAGGUAAUGGUUUUAUAGCAACGAGAAAGGAGGAUGUUGAGUGGGUGAAAAUUCAAAUUCAAGCAAAUGGGAUUCAUAUGCAAGAGAAUGUGCUCCGCAAGGGUAUUAACCCUCGUACAAGGGCUCAACAACUUGAGGAUCUUAAACAAUUUAAGGGCAUAUCACACUAUGAGGGAACUGACUCAAAUAAUCACACAACAUUUCCAUGCCCCGGAGGACUUCUAGUUGAAGAGCACCAUAGUAACUACGGUGAACCUUGGGCAGGUGGAAGGGAUGUGUACGAGUUUCUUGCUCAAGCCAUUCAGCUCAGACCAGACUCACAGGUGCUUGAGAUAGGGUGUGGCACGCUUCGAGUUGGUUUGCAUUUCAUUCGAUAUUUAAAUCCCGAACACUUCCAUUGUCUUGAAAGGGACGAGCUUUCUCUUAUGGCUGCAUUUAGGUAUGAGCUUCCCGCCCAAGGCCUCUUACAUAAACGGCCUUUGAUAGUUAAGGGCGAGGACAUGGAUUUCAGUAAGUUUGGUUAUGGCGUAACGUAUGAUUUGAUUUACGCCAGUGCUGUGUUUCUUCAUAUGCCUGAUAAACUUGUAUGGGUCGGACUGGAAAGAUUAGCAUCUAAAUUGAAACCAUUUGAUGGACGAAUCUUUGUAUCACAUAAUAUAAAGUUUUGUUCAAGGUUGGGAGGAGAGGAAUGCACAAAGAGGCUUAUGAGUUUAGGACUUGAGUAUCUUGGAAAACAUACACAUGAUAGUCUUCUAUUCAAUCACUAUGAGAUAUGGUUUGAAUUUAGACGGUCAAAGAUUUAAAGUUCGGAUAGAUUCUUCUUCGAAAAAGCAUGAGAUAUAGCUUUGAAUGACCUCAAGCCACUAAUUUGUUCUGCUCAUUGCAACAAUUCUUCAGCAACUUUAUGAUAUUCUUCUUGCUUCAGUUGAGAGAGUUGUCAAUUUUUUCUACUCGGGUGGUUCAUCGACUGGUGACAGAAAAGAGAGACGGGGUCAUUUGUAAUUUUGAUCGAUAUCUGUAUUAUAUUUUGGGAUCCUCUUCUAAAAGGGUUAGCUACUUACUUAGCUUAAUAUAUAUAGUAUUUCUUAUUUAUUGUCUCUCUAGAAUUGUAGAUUAUGAUAUGAUUAGCUCAAUUUGGCAGAUAUUAUCAUGCAACUGAUUGCUAUUUUGACAAUUAUUAUGCGGAAAUAGAUGUCGUCUAACACAUGUAACAAUGUAAUGGUGUGAUACCUUUAACUAUUUAUAUUGUUUCAAAUUGAUAUUCAUGAUUGGUGCCCAAA